This is a messenger RNA of Menidia menidia (Atlantic silverside), 3531 nucleotides long. The record is from the annotation of a GenBank genome assembly. Lineage: Eukaryota; Metazoa; Chordata; Actinopteri; Atheriniformes; Atherinopsidae.
AUGGAUCACGCUGGCCCAGAGAGCUACAAAGACCCUGGCGGAGGGCCUGCGAUGACAGCAGACUGGGAGAAUAGUGAGUCCCUGUGUCCAGACAAGGAGCAGAAGAGAUCCAACUCCUGCAUGGUCGUGGAUGAUCUGAGCCAAAAUUGUAACUGGUCCCAGUGCUCCAUCUCUCGCUCCCUGCAGAGGGCUGAGAGUUUGCUCAGAAGCACCUUUAACCCCAGCCUGAGGUGGCUGUUCCAGGACCACAGUCAGGAUGAGGAGGAGAAAAACUUUGUGGUCGCCCACAACUUGGUGUCCCGGUCCUCUGUGCGUCUCCAGCGUCUCCAGCAGUUUCUUCUGGCUGUGGCCAGCCAGUGGCAGCUGGUGGGUGGGCCACCCAUGGGCUCUCCCCAGGUCUGUUUUAAGGGCCUUCCGCCCGAAGGUGGCGUUGUUCUGCACUCGCCCUCCAUCCAGGGGCAGUACAGGGCUCUGAAGAGGCUCCUGGAGCAGCGAUCUCUGCUGCUGUUCGUACAUGAGUACAGCCGGAGGGUCCGCCUGGCAGCUGCACACGUGUGCAGGGUCAACAACCUGCUGGAGCAGCUCCUGACCACCGCAGCCCCUCCACAGAACCAGACCCCCUCCAGCUGCUCUUCGCUGAGCGUUGGCCUCAGUUCCCUGAGUCAGGAGCUCCGAGUCCACCUCAACCACUGGUGCCGCCUGUCCGCUAAAGUCUACUCCGACCCCACCCUGAGACAGGCGCUCGUGCACCAGGGCAGGCUGUUGGAGGACAUGAAGCAGACUCUGGACCUGCUCGGCCUGCAGCUCCUCGUUCUGAUGGAGCAGUACGUGUUCGCCGUGCUUUCGGCCGUGGGCAGGACCCAGUCGGACUCCGUGCCCAGAGAAGUUCUGGAGGACAUUUUGACGGGCACGGAGCUGUACAACCAGGUGGUGGAGGAGCACCGGGGGCAGCACGCCGCCUCCCAGCUGAGGAUAGCAGUUCUACAGCAGGCACACUAUCCCACAGUCUUUACCAGCCUCCCAACGGCUCCCAGGUACCAUCCCUCUGUUUUCUCAGUCAAAGACCUAAUGACCGUUUUUACCAUGCAUCAAGCAGAAAUGGUCGCUAAGCAGCUACACAGCUGGACCUGCGAGCAGAACCCACGCAUCAUUAAAGUCCCCACCAGCCCCAAAGGACGCCCUGCUGGCUGCGGCUGUUGGGCCUCCAUGCUGAGGCCCGAGUGGACCUGGGACCAGCUACAACAUGGCUACCUAACUCCGGCCCCUGACCCCUUCGGCAGUCAACCCACGCUGAGGUUCUCCCCUCCCGUUCACGUCUCCGACCGUCAUUCGGACACCGUUAGCUCGGAGAACCAGCAAAGCACUUUGGCCGCGCCCAGCUUCAUCCAGCAGCGAGCAAAGCGCCCGGGAAAAAAAGGCCGAACACGCACCCCCCAGCCUCAGCUAGCGCAGAGCAGAGUUGAAACUUUGGACUCAGUCCAGACAAAUGCCCAAAGAAAAAUCCUUUUUGGGAACGAUGAAAUACUGCAAACACCCCACCGCCCUGACGCGCCUUUCAACGGUCCCGCCGCCCUCCCGCAGUUGAACAAUUCUUCAGUGGAGCUGCUCUUCCAGGUGCUCGUUUCCUCCAGCGACCUGCUGGCCCCCCUGGUCCCUCACAGAGCCACCGUGGACGAGCCGGCCGAGAGGCUGCUGCUGACCACAGUUCCCGACACGGCCAGGGCCGACAGCGCUCCGGGCCAGAACACGGCUCAUCCAUCCGGGUCGAACAAAGAGACUCCCAAAGGGAGCCAAAAGUGCCAAAAUUCAGGCGGAGCCUCGCUGUACCGCGCUGAGCGGGAUUUAACGACAAGGCCAAAAGUCACGAGCAGCUCUGGAUUUCCGGGGGAUGGUGACCCCGAGAAGGAGGAUCGAGUCGGAGCACAGGAAACGCUGGCCGAGCCAGGGGACGUCCACUGGCCACACUCCGUGCAGUGGCUGGACCUGGGUCAGUCCCUGCUGCUGGCCGAUCUGCGCGGAGAGUACAACAAUCUGCUCUGGAACCUCUGCAGCAAGGCGUUUAGCCUCAAACUGCAUGUACCGCAGGCAGGAAGUCACUCUGAAAGCAUCAACGUUCAAGGCAACCACGGAGCCUUCAGAGUCCUGCACAGGAUAACACAGGCUUUAGAGACAGGUCGGCUUCCAGUGGAGUGCAAAACCAUGCUGGAGAAUUUCAGUCUCCAUCUGCUGGCCGUGUGGGCGCACGCUGUCUGGGACUGUGUGGCGUGCAGAAGUUUAGGCUCGGCGCUGAAAGACAAGUGUCUCAGAAAUGAUGGCACCUGUUUUACGGCUCCAUUGGUCACGUCAGAUACCAUGGAAAACAUGCUGCUGCUGCUCCCACCCCUCAUGUCAUCUCUGUGCCGCCUUCAGCCAAACAGCCCGGCUUCAGGUUCUUUUGGCCUCCUCCCAUCCAGGUCUGCACUACAGAGACAGACGGUCAGCCUGCUGUUAGCCUCGGUGCAGUUGUCCACCGUGUGGGUGAUGACCAAGGCAUACCAGUUCCUCUCAUCCUGGAGUCUCAAUAAAUUCCUUCUGGUCACGCAGGGAGACAUGAAGAUGCUGAUGGAGUCACUGGACACGGUGAAGCAGCAGACUGGGUCCGUGGUGGUCCCCGUAGACGCGGAUCACCAUCCCACUGCCCUCAGACACAACCAGCAUCUGCUGAAGCAGCAACUGGAGGCACUAGAUGGGGCUCUCUCCCGCCUGCAGACCUUCUCGUCUUUGGUGCUGAGGACCUUCUCCACUGACUGCAAGCGGAUGUCCGGGGAGAUCUUCGAGCGCACCAUGCCCUCUGCCGUCCACUGGAGACCCAACCACAGGACAGGAUUCCCCAGCUGUCCGAGCGCAUACGCAUCACAGGCAGCUGAAUCUGUGAUUGGUCAGGUCUUAGAGGGCGUGGAGCCUUUGCCUGACGAUGCACGAGACCAAGCGCUGAGCAUCACAAUGACUGCUUUCAUGGAGGCAUGGAUGGAACACAUCUUGAAACAAAAGAUCAAAUUCAGUGUGCAGGGCGCUCUGCAGCUGAAGCAGGACUUUGAUUCCAUCCGAGAGCUGAUCCAGUCCGACAGAUACGGGCUGUCGGCUGAGCUGCACCAGCGCCUCCUCAGCCUCAGGGUUUUUCAGCAGGUGGACUCAGCGGUGACCUGUCUGCUCCAGCAGCCCCAGGCUAAGCCCUACCAGCAGUGCACGGCCUGGGAGCCUUUCAGGCAUUGCUGUCCAGCCGACAGGGGCAGGGACAGCAUCGACACCCCAGUGGCCACCAACAUAACCAACCUGGGCUGUGUGGAGUGCGAGGAGCCGCCACAGUCCGAUCCUUCAGUGGUGACCAGUGACCUCCACGCAGUGGACCAGUCCACCUCCGCAGAGCCCUAUCUCGCCCCAAGUCUGGCUCUGGGUCCUGUCCAGCAGGAGUGGCUGGACCUCAGGAUCCAGAGCGGCGCUCGUCGCUGGAGGCUGCCCUCCUUGCAGUGUCUGUCCAAGGCCGAACCCUGA